AUGAAUAUCGAUGAUCUUUCGGAUCAGACGACGAUGUUCCUUCUAACGUUGAUUCCUCUAAUACUUGGAAUCUUCAGCAGCUUUGUUUGUAUCGUGGAGAAGAAAAGGCGACGAAGAAGGCGGAGAAGACACUCCUAUUCAAUGCCCAUUCCUCGGCCGACUACAUCUUCCUGCUCUAGAGAACGAUCAAUGGAAUAUCGUGUUUCCAAUGGCCAUAGACGGAUGUCAUUCGUUCCACCCGAUGAUAACAAAACUGUCGAUGAAUGCACUAGUAACUGGGUUGGACCUAUAAAGAUUUGA
Molecule: messenger RNA, 300 nt
Organism: Auanema sp. JU1783
Lineage: Eukaryota; Metazoa; Nematoda; Chromadorea; Rhabditida; Rhabditidae
Source: the annotation of a GenBank genome assembly